GCACUGUCCCAGAGCGCGCGAGCCGCGCCUUUUCAAAUUAUUUUUUUAUCUGUGAUUUAUGUUUUAUUUUUUUAAACAAAAGUAACAACCUCUUUUGUUAAACUUAUUUGUGUUAAUUUGUGUGUUAUUUUUUUAUACAAUGCUGAAGUAUACAGUGAAAAAGUAUUGCUCGGAGGGCAGCAAAGUCAACCAAAUUGUGAUCGCAAUGCUGAUGGUGCUGCCAGUCUUCUCAUAUGGGACAGCAGUGGGCUGGAUGUCCCCUAUGGGCCCUCGGCUGAUGUCCCACGACGACACUCCAGCAGAUGAGCCGGUCCACCCCGACGUGGUAUCCUGGAUGGCGUCAGCUGCAUACCUGGUGGGGACCCCAGCGGUGUUCCUCUUCGGUUAUGUGGUGGACAACUAUGGGAGGAAGGUGGCGCUGAUGCUGACUUCGUUCUCAAUGGCUAGUUGCUGGGCAUUAAAGCUCUACUCCACCGAGACCUGGGCCCUCAUCACGGCCCGGGCCAUCGUAGGCCUGGGAGUCAGCGGUUCCUACGUCGUCACGCCUCUUUACAUCAAGGAGAUCAGCGAGGACUCCAUCAGAGGAACCCUCGGCAGCCUGGUGGUUCUGUCCCAGAACUUCGGCAACCUGGUGGUGUACCUCAUGGGAGAAUACUUGAGCUACCAUGCGAUACUGUGGAUUCUACUAGCAGUACCGCUAAUCCAUCUUCUAGUCUUCACAUCCAUGGAAGCUCGUAACGCCCUAGCUUGGCUGCGGUGCCGGGAUAGCACAGAGGCAUCGGUGGACAGCGAGUUGCAGCUGCUUCUGCUGGAAUUGGAGCAAACCAAGUCGGGGAAGAUGCCUAACGCGUUCAAGACUCUGGUGACCGACCGCGCCACCUUCCGUGCCUUCCGCAUCACCCUCAUCAUCACGCUCGCCCGAGAGCUGUGCGGCUGCGUCGCCGUGCUACACUACGCCUCGCUGAUCUUCAGCGAAGCCAGCGCUGGCAGCUGGGUGCUGACGCCUAACCAGCAAGCCGCCAUCUUGGGGGCAGUACAGCUGGUCGGAUCGUGCACAGCGUCAGGGCUGGUGGAAAGAGCUGGGAGGAAGAUGCUCCUAGGAGCAACCUGCUUCGUAUCCGGCAUCGCCAUGUGCGCUCUGGGCGCGUGGUUCUACAUGAGCACCGGCAGCGCAUCCUGGCUGCCGGUGGCGGCGCUGUGUCUUUGCAUCUACUGCGACGCGGCUGGUUUGCAGCCAGUGCCUUUUGUCAUCAUGACUGAGAUGUUCUCCUUCCAGUUGCGAGGAACGGUGACACCCAUCGUGAUUUCCUUCGCUUGCGCACUCGUAUCAGUAGAACUCCGGGUCUUCCAGCCUUUGGCACAGUCAGCAGGCCUAUACCUGGUCUUCUGGCUUUUCGCAGGAGUGUGCCUCGUCAGCACGGUAUACAUCGCUAUAGCAGUGCCAGAGACAAGGAUGCGCUCUAUAGACGAAAUAUACGCGGAACUCGCUGGAAGUGGCGACGAGGCGAAGGAAAAGGACUGUGAAGCCGCAGUCACGAGGCUUUAGAAUUUAUUUCAAUAUUAGUAACAUAUGAGAUUUUUAGGAAGAGUUAGCUAAUUAAACCAAUAUUUAAAAGACGUAGGAUAAUAAACAAUUUUCUGUUCCGGCCUCGAACUAAAGUACUUAUAGGUAAUCUUUUUAUUCUUCUAGAAUGGGAAAAGGAUUGAACUUCUGCCUUGAUGAGCAAAAUUUUAAUUAUGUAGGUAUUAAAAUUUAAAAAUCGAUUGAUUGUUGGGGCAUUGAUGAAAAGCUUUACGUAGAGAAAAAUAGGAUUUAUGUAUCCUCUUGAAUUAGGAAGUUUUAUGAAGUCUGAAGAAAGAAAGCCUCAGUUAACAGAUUGGUGUACCACAAGGUAGAGUACUAGGUCCCAGUCUCUUCAAUGUGCGAGUAGUUAUUUAUAUUACAAUAAGCCCAUUGAUUGGCGUAUACGUAUUUAGGUAGGUUUUUUUCCACUUUCAUUAAUAGUAUUACAAAAUGUUACAGGCUACAGCGCAUUUGAAUGUGAUAUAGACAAAAUAUAGCGGCACUUCCUUUGGAUAGAUUGUAAACACAUGGAACGUAGUGUUUAAUAGACAAACAAUGAUUAAUUAUAUUUUACCAAUUUAUUUUAAGAUUAGCAGUAAUUUCGGAAUAUUUAUUGAUUGUAACUUAGUGCCAUUCGCUUUUAGGUUAUUAUUUCCUAAAAUAGACGAAAUCUGUAUAUAUUUAAUUUUAAGUUUUUGUUACGUGUAAUAAAGUUUUUUUUAUUAU
Molecule: messenger RNA, 2290 nt
Organism: Ostrinia nubilalis (European corn borer)
Lineage: Eukaryota; Metazoa; Arthropoda; Insecta; Lepidoptera; Crambidae
Product: facilitated trehalose transporter Tret1-like
Exons: 7
Coding region: 140-1546 (468 amino acids)
Biological process (GO): transmembrane transport
Cellular component (GO): membrane
Molecular function (GO): transmembrane transporter activity
Source: RefSeq, a predicted model, not a curated record